AUGAACAAUAUGGAAAACUUAUACGUUAAUAGUAAUAUAAACAACAAAAGUCUAGCAGAUUUGCGUGCUUUCGUGCUGCUGAAAUUCGAUAAGUUCAUUGGCGAUACGCGAAAUGUCUCACAAUCUGCAAAUCAGGAAUGGAAAACACAAAUGAAUAAGGAUCGAGAAACGGAAGAGAAACUGACUGCGAAAAUUAAAGAAUGCGAGGAAAAAACGCGUAUAUUAGGACAAACGUUAGCAAAAGAAGCUGCGCAAAUAGAAGAGGCUCAAAGAAUCAAUAUUGAACUACAGCACCAGGUACAGACAUUAAUUGACAGGAAAACCAAUUUUCAGAGUCAAGUACAAACGCUGGAAAAAGAAUUACAAAAGUUGCAGGCUUUCAAAUCGGCGCAAAAACAAGCACUUCAGAUGCAAUUCUCGAGAAACGAAUCGGAACUACAGUUGUACAAAGAUACCCUAAAGAUGAAGUUAAUGGGAUUACAAACAGACAAUAUAUUGGUUAGCUUCAAAUGCAUCAGUGACUGUGAUUCUGAACGGGAAUAUUCGUUCCUGGUUGAUGUAACUGAGAGUCAGUAUAAAAAUCGAACAAUUGGUCGAAUACCUGAACAAAACACGUCAGUUUUUUUCGUUCCUAAAAAAGAUUCGGAAAGCAUUUCGCGAACAUUACAAAAAUGA
This is a messenger RNA of Ambispora leptoticha, 675 nucleotides long. NCBI's taxonomy places the organism in Eukaryota, Fungi, Glomeromycota, Glomeromycetes, Archaeosporales, Ambisporaceae. The record is from the annotation of a GenBank genome assembly.